CUGGGGAUCGAACCACGAUCUCCUUGAUCCUAGGUUGAUGCUCAACCACUGAGCCACGCCCCGCCGGGCUGUAGGUUUAGAUUCUUGGAGUUGUUUUGGGAAGGAGCAAGCAGUUUAGAUGAAAAGGCAUCUACUCUAGUUAUUUGUUUUUUUGGUUUUUUUCCCCCUUGGAUAGAAUUGUCCAUUUUACCCUUUGAGCUUCUUGGAUGUAUAUUUCCUAUGAAACUUUUUUACAUAUUAAGUUGAUUUUAUGGUUGUAAAGCUGCCAUGAACCAUUGCCAAAUAGCACUUGAGGUGGAUAUCUGGAAAGUGGAAAUGGAGGCAUACUUAUCUGGUUUUUUUUGGACCUGUGAGGAUCACGGAAGGCAUUUAUUAUGUAUUAUUAUUUUUACUAAUAUUAUUAAUCUGAAUAUGUGGAUUCCUGAUCUAUUUCUGCCAGCGACUAAUUAGGGUCACCACAUGUUAACAGACAGAGAGAAGAGGGGACAUUUCGGAAAGCCUGAAAUGAGAAUAGAAUUAAGUGCAUUGUGGAAUCCAUGAAGGAACAGUCGCCAAAUGUUUCAUUACUGACCCUGAAUAUGAAAGGAUUUGCUCUCUUGGGAUCCCAUGGCUUUCUUUACUGGGCUAAGGGGUCCUUUUACCCAUGUAAGCAGAGCAUUCAGCCAGCGCUGUUUCAGCACCACCGGGACCCUCAGUGCAAUUCAGAAGAUGACUCGGGUACGUGUGGUGGACAACAGUGCUCUGGGGAACACCCCAUACCACCGGCCUCCUCGUUGCAUCCACGUCUAUAACAAGAAUGGGGUGGGCAAGGUGGGUGACCGGAUCCUGCUGGCCAUCAAGGGACAGAAGAAAAAGGCGCUUAUCGUAGGGCAUCGCAUGCCUGGUCCUCGGAUGACCCCCAGAUUCGACUCCAAUAAUGUGGUCCUCAUUGAGGACAAUGGGAACCCUGUGGGGACCCGAAUUAAGACACCCAUCCCCACCAGCCUGCGCCAGAGGGAAGGCGAGUUUUCCAAGGUGCUGGCCAUUGCUCAGAACUUUGUGUGAGCAGAGCCCAGGCUGCCGGCUGCAGUGGGGCUCAUGAAUGGAGCAGUUCCAAAAACCGAGCCCAUGCUGAUGAGCUGGGCGUCCCAUGGCUGGGGAACAGUGUCCUGUGAGAAAUAAACAUUUUCACAUAUGU
This is a messenger RNA of Miniopterus natalensis, 1177 nucleotides long. It is a transcript of the gene MRPL14, whose product is annotated as mitochondrial ribosomal protein L14. Gene Ontology annotation, biological process: translation. Gene Ontology annotation, cellular component: mitochondrion; ribosome. Gene Ontology annotation, molecular function: structural constituent of ribosome. Lineage: Eukaryota; Metazoa; Chordata; Mammalia; Chiroptera; Miniopteridae. The record is from RefSeq and is a predicted model, not a curated record.